UUCUUCUUCAAGCAAUCGUUUUCUCUUCAUCUCAACAAAGCUUCUUCAUUUCACUUCGGUGAAAAUAAAACAGCGGCUUUGACAGAUAUUCUUCAAUUCGCCACUUCAAAGAUGCUGGAAACAUCUUUGAUUUUGGGUUCGCUUGAUUGGGAUGGAGGACAAUGGGAUUAUCAUUCAUCGUUUUGGUAUAGGUGGUAUUGGAAAAGAAUUACAAGCAGCUGCGUAGGCAAUUUUCGGCAGUUGGGCAACUUCCUGAUAAUUAAAUGGAUGGAAUCCGAAGCUUCACAUACGCUCCAAAGUCCGCCUAUUUCAGAAUCACCAAAUACUUCAACAAUUGAUGAUGGUUUUAGUAAAAAACGAUUGAUAGAAGGUGUAGAAGUCAAACCUCCUCUACCUCCUACCAAAAGAAACAGAAGUCCAUAUUGGGAGCAUUGCCAAAAAGAGACAAAGGAUACGAGUGGCGGCAAGAUACAAAUAGGGGUAUGCAAUUACUGCAAAACUGAAAUACUAGCUGUUCGUGGGAGUACUAGUGGCUUGAAAAAUCACUUAAUCAACAUGUGCAAGUUAAGUCCAUUGUAUGUUGUGAGUAGUGAGAAAGGUCAAAUGAUGUUGACGAAAGAGACUAUGAAACAAGGAAGUCGCAUCGUUCCUUACUCUUUUAGUCAAGAGGGUGUGAACUGAAGAUGACACAAUAUGUGAUCAAAGAUGAAGUGUGUUUUGAGUUGUUGAGAAAUUGAGAUUUGUUGCUCUUGUGAAUAAGUUUGAACCAAGAUUUCAAAUGCC
Salvia hispanica is the source of this 783-nucleotide messenger RNA. RefSeq lists its product as uncharacterized. Gene Ontology annotation, molecular function: DNA binding. The record is from RefSeq and is a predicted model, not a curated record. Lineage: Eukaryota; Viridiplantae; Streptophyta; Magnoliopsida; Lamiales; Lamiaceae.